AUGAACCGCGUAUCCCCAUCGCGAUGCCUCACCCGCGUUCCAAAACCCUCGAUUCGGCCUGAACCAUCAAGAUGCCGCCACCUCCCAACCUACUAUAGCACACCCCAACCGCAACAAUCCAGGCUCAAUUAUAGACCUACCUCAUUCCAGCACCUCCAAAGACGAACAUUUCUCUCCUCGUUCAUCCCAUCUCCACCACAAGCAAAGAAUGGCAACGGCAAUGGCGGCAACAACAACAACGGCCGCGUCCUAACAGCCGUCCGCACGCUCCCCUAUGCACCCCCACCUCUCUUCCAAGUCGUCUCCUCCGUUGAAUCCUACGCGGACUUCCUCCCCUUUCUCAAUUCGUCAACCGUUACAGCGCGCGAUAAAGAAACGGGGUAUCCGACACAGGCCUAUCUAACCGUCGGAUACGGACCGCUGAGCGAGACGUUCACAUCGAAAGUUGACUGCGAUUCGGAGAAGUGGAUCGUGGAGGCGCGUUCUGGCGAGAAAUUCGUUGAGAAAUCUAGCUCAGGGCCAGGAUCAGGGUCCGGGCUUGGAGCUUUAGCUGGAUUCGCGGGAUUCCCUGGGGCCGACGAGGGGAUCUUCGAGUACCUGAGUACGAAAUGGGAAUUGGUUCCUGCGUCUGGGGCUGCUGCUGGCACCGGUGGCGACCCGAGGACGACGGUGAAGUUGGAGAUCCGGUUUGAGUUUAAGAACCAGUGGUAUGCGACUAUGAUGAGUGCGGUUGAGGGGCAGAUGGCUGGGGUGAUGAUUGAGGCUUUCGAGAAGAGGAUAAGGGAGGUGAAUGGAGGUUGA
Messenger RNA from Aspergillus puulaauensis, 801 nucleotides. Its product is annotated as ubiquinone-binding COQ10-like protein. Lineage: Eukaryota; Fungi; Ascomycota; Eurotiomycetes; Eurotiales; Aspergillaceae. Gene Ontology annotation, biological process: cellular respiration; ubiquinone biosynthetic process. The record is from RefSeq and is a predicted model, not a curated record. The transcript has a single exon. Gene Ontology annotation, molecular function: ubiquinone binding. Bases 1 to 801 code for a protein of 266 amino acids. Gene Ontology annotation, cellular component: mitochondrion.